AUGACGGACGCCAUUGACGUGACAACAUACAGCGACGACAAGUGCCUUGGGCAACCCGCCCCGUCCCUCGCCGCCCUCGAGCCCAUCCGCGGCGGCAGCGUGGCGAUUGAGGCCGGCAAGGUGUACGUGCUGUACUUCUUCAACACCUUCUACCGUGGGGCGGACCCCGUCAACGAGGAGCUCACGGUGCUCUCAGAGAAGUAUGGCGAUCGCGUCGUGUUUGUUGCCAUCAGCAACGACGCCGAUAAGGAAAAGACGGAGAAGUACCUCGGAAAGAACAUCGUUGAUGAGAACACCAAGAAGCCACUCCGUCUCGCCCCACCCCACAUUCUCUUUGAUGAUAAGAAGGCAACCGGCAAGGCCUACGCCACAGUGGCGAAUCUCUCCGUCAUGUCGUGCCCAAUGGCCUUUAUCGUGAAGGCCGACGGCACCAUCGCGUGGCGCCAGCAAUUCCUGCAGACAUUCACUAUCACGCAGUCGAACUUCGAGGCGCAGCUGCAGCACGUGCUCGCUGGUGAGGAACUCGAGAGCAACGGACCGCGUCCCGCCGUCCAGAUUGAAGAGGAGGCCGCGGAGGUCGAGGAUGAGAUGUCACUUUUCUAA
Trypanosoma theileri is the source of this 603-nucleotide messenger RNA. RefSeq lists its product as uncharacterized. The record is from RefSeq and is a predicted model, not a curated record. The coding region runs from base 1 to 603 and encodes 200 amino acids. The transcript has a single exon. Lineage: Eukaryota; Euglenozoa; Kinetoplastea; Trypanosomatida; Trypanosomatidae.